This is a messenger RNA of Anguilla rostrata (American eel), 1655 nucleotides long. Its product is annotated as G protein pathway suppressor 2-like. Bases 215 to 1294 code for a protein of 359 amino acids. Gene Ontology annotation, molecular function: transcription coregulator activity. The record is from RefSeq and is a predicted model, not a curated record. Gene Ontology annotation, biological process: regulation of transcription by RNA polymerase II. Lineage: Eukaryota; Metazoa; Chordata; Actinopteri; Anguilliformes; Anguillidae. Gene Ontology annotation, cellular component: transcription regulator complex. The transcript is spliced from 12 exons.
GACGCUCGUCACCGGAAGUGCGACACUUGUGCCUCUUGUGAGCAAAUAAACUCACUAGCCAAAAUAGUUUUGAAUGUACUCAUACUUCUGAACACAUACAAAGUUUGACAAUAAACGUAUCAAAAAAGGGGGAAAAUUUUGACUAAGGCUGCAAAAGUGAAUUAAACAUACCAUUAGAAGUACCGAACCCUGCUGGCCGCCACUCCCCGUCAACAUGCCUGCUCUGUUGGAGAGACCCAAACUGUCCAACGCGAUGGCCAGAGCCCUCCACAAGCACAUCAUGAGAGAGAGGGAGCGCAAAAGACAGGAGGAAGAAGAGGUGGACAAGAUGAUGGAACAAAAGAUGAAAGAAGAGGAGGAAAGGAAAAGGAAAAAGGAGAUGGAGGAGAGAAUGUCCUUGGAGGAGACAAACGAACAGAUCAUGAAGAUGGGGGAGAAACUCCAGUGGCUGCAGGAGGAGAAGCACCAGCUCUUCCUCCAGCUGAAGAAAGUGCUCCAUGAGGAGGAGAAGAGGCGCAGAAAGGAGCAGAGUGACAUGACAACUUUGACCUCUGCAAGUUACCAGCCCAGCAUGCCCAUCCACUCAGGACAGCACUUGCUGAGCAUGCAAGGCAGUCCGGUCAGCCAUGGUCGGCCAGGUGCUCUUUUGGCGGAGCGAAGUAAGCAACUGUUCCAGGCCCCUGUAAUUUCGGGGCGGCAGUUCCAGGCUGGCUUCGGUGCAGGAACCUCUGAACACGGCCAGUACUCCUCCAGCCAGCCAGCACAUGGGCCCUAUGGUGUCACUCAACCACAGCACGCCUCCCCCUAUGCCACAACUCAGUCUGUGCCGGUCAGCUAUGCAAGCAGCUCCCAGCUCAGAGGAACAUCAGCAUUUCAGACCAUGCAGUACCUCCCUCACCAGCAGCAAGGCUACGCUGUUCACAGUCACUUCACCUCGCAGCCAGGGUUUAUUCCCAGUGCUGGGAUACCCCUCCAGAAGCAGCUGGAACAUGCCAACCAGCAGUCUGGGUUUACUGACUCGAGCACCCUGAGGCCCUUGCACUCCCCGGCUCUCCACCCCGCUGCCGCUGGUCUCGUGCCCUCACCCUCCAUUGCUGUCCAGAUCCCUGCUGCCAAGUCUGGCUUGCCGUACGCUCAUCCGUCCCGCCCUGCCUCUCCUGGGAGUUUCACUCAUGGGACCCCCCCUCAACAAGCCCAUGCGACCUCUUUCCAGAGCUCUCCUCAACCUGCCCCUCGCCAUGCCUACCUCUCUCACACCCAAACAGGACAGAGGUUCUAUCACCAUAGCAAGUAACCAAGGUUACGAACCACCAAUCGAGAGGAAGCAACAUCUAAUCAGAGAUUUUGUUUCUUCCAUUCGGACCUGGGGUUAGGCGGAUUGGAUAAAACUGUUCUGUGUUGUUGGAUUAAACGGACUACCAACAGAAUGAACAUGAUUUCUGAACACAGAAUCUUUGUUCUUUUCUGUUCCAUUUUAAAUUGUCUUCUUUGUGGGAAACAUUUGACCAUAUUUUAGCCUUGUUUUCAAGUCAAGUUGACUUCCACCUCACAUUGUAUUUGCAUUUCCUGACCAGUAACAUUUCCACUGUUAGUCCUCCAGUGGAACAACCCUUCAGAAUUCAAUUGAACUACUAAUAAAAACUUGUACAUCCACA